Brachypodium distachyon (stiff brome) is the source of this 2157-nucleotide messenger RNA. Its product is annotated as cyclin-dependent kinase D-1. Gene Ontology annotation, biological process: protein phosphorylation; positive regulation of transcription by RNA polymerase II. Lineage: Eukaryota; Viridiplantae; Streptophyta; Magnoliopsida; Poales; Poaceae. The transcript is spliced from 7 exons. The coding region runs from base 317 to 1576 and encodes 419 amino acids. The record is from RefSeq and is a predicted model, not a curated record. Gene Ontology annotation, molecular function: cyclin-dependent protein serine/threonine kinase activity; ATP binding; RNA polymerase II CTD heptapeptide repeat kinase activity. Gene Ontology annotation, cellular component: nucleus; transcription factor TFIIH holo complex; transcription factor TFIIK complex.
CCCGAUCCAAUUCCAAACCUAGCUAGGGCGUGGAGCCGAGGAAAACAAAAGGGUUGCCCAGCCCACCAAAAAAAGGCAAAGCCAUUUGGGAUUGGAAAUCGCGCACAAUACCUAGGAGGAAGCUGAAAUAGAGUGCGGAAACGAGAACGGAAUUCUUCCCCGGCCGUAACGAAGAACACCGCGCCUCCCCAACCCCGCCGUCUCGCCCCUGCUUCUCUCUUCCGGGAGCACCCACCCCCGGAAACCCGCGGGCUCCGGGAUCCCCUUGCCGCUGCCUCCGGAGGGGAGGCAGGCGGUGAGCCCCGACCUCCUAUCCAUGGCGAGCGGCGGCGACGACGACGCGGGCGUGAAGCGCGUGGCGGACCGCUACCUGAAGCGCGAGGUGCUCGGAGAGGGAACGUAUGGAGUGGUCUUCAAGGCCGUCGACACAAAGACCGGGUCGAUAGUUGCAAUCAAGAGAAUUCGGCUAGGGAAGUACAAGGAAGGUGUCAACUUCACAGCAUUGAGAGAAAUCAAACUGCUUAAGGAGCUGAAAGAUCCAAAUAUUAUAGAGCUAAUUGAUGCUUUCCCAUACAAGGGAAACUUGCACCUUGUAUUUGAGUUUAUGGAAACAGACUUGGAAGCUGUCAUACGCGAUAGGAACAUUGUUUUAUCUCCAGCUGACACUAAAUCAUAUAUUCAGAUGAUGUUGAAAGGUCUGGUUGUCUGCCAUAAGAAAUGGGUGCUACACAGGGAUAUGAAACCAAAUAAUUUACUUAUUGGUGCUGAAGGACAGCUCAAGCUUGCUGACUUCGGUCUGGCACGCAUAUUUGGGAGUCCAGAACGAAACUUCACUCACCAGGUCUUUGCACGAUGGUACCGAGCACCAGAAUUAUUAUUUGGCACUAAGCAAUAUGGAUCAGCUGUUGAUAUUUGGGCCGCCGGUUGUAUUUUUGCUGAGUUGCUGCUUAGACGACCCUUUCUCCAGGGUUCUAGUGACAUCGAUCAGCUUGGGAAGAUAUUUGCAGCAUUUGGAACUCCAAAGUCUUCACAAUGGCCAGACAUGGUUUAUCUUCCAGAUUAUGUUGAAUACCAGUUUGUCUCUGCACCUCCACUUCGUUCAUUGUUUCCAAUGGCCAGUGAUGAUGCUUUGGAUCUUUUAUCAAAAAUGUUCACAUAUGACCCAAAAGCAAGAAUUACUGCUCAGCAGGCUCUAGAGCACAGGUACUUUUCAUCAGUACCAGCUCCAACAAUCCCAUUCAAGCUUCCAAGGCCACAGCCAAAGGGGGACUCAGGGAAUAACAAGAUACCUGAUUUGAACCUGCAAGGUGGCCCUGCCGUUCUGUCCCCGCCGAGGAAGUUGCGCAGGGUGUCUGCCCAUGAAGGGAUGGAUCGAGCAGAGAAAGCAGAAGAGCAGCCUACAGGCGCGAGGCGCAUGGAUGAAAUGUCCAGUCAGAGUGCCAGAAUACCAAUGUCUGUUGAUGUUGGAGUUGUGUUUGGCACACGGCCAGCUCCAAGACCAACGUUGAACAGUGCCGACAAGUCACGUUUAAAACGGAAAUUGGAUAUGGAUCCUGAAUUUGGUUAUGCCGAGUAAAAGAAGUUUACAUGCACCAUUUUUCCUUGACUGGCGUGUUGAGUUUUACAUAUUCUUCGGGAGACAGUUCCACUAUUUUACCAACAAAGGAGGAUUGUGUUGCAAGCCAUAAAAACUUCACUGGAGGUCGCUGGGCGCUGGCACAAUCAACUCUGCUGUUAUUAUUUAACCGCCCAGCCAGCUCGUGAACAGGAAAGUGAAGAGAUGUGUUGCUAAUUUACACUGGCGGACGUGCACAGGUCAUUCUUAUAAUGAGCCUAUUUCCACAAGGCUCCUCAAUCUGUAAUCUUUGCCGGGUACAUGGUUUGCUCCGGCGAGAACACUCAGCCCGUAAUCUUUAUUGGAUAUAUUAGCUUGCUGUGCCAGAACCUGAGUCUGUAAUCUUUACUGGAUACAUGGGUUUGCUCCUGCGAAUGUGUUUUCAUUUUCUUGUGUGGACAUUGAGCUUUGAAUGUUGUUUAGGCAAACAUCUUAGGUGCAGUAAUUCUUGUAACCAAGAACAGCUUAUAUGUUAAUUCCUGUAAGGCAUUGGUGGAAGAAAGGAAACAUGACAAGAAAAGGAAGUUUUGGUUUAAGAUGAA